Messenger RNA from Drosophila kikkawai, 1676 nucleotides. RefSeq names its product polyubiquitin-C. NCBI's taxonomy places the organism in Eukaryota, Metazoa, Arthropoda, Insecta, Diptera, Drosophilidae. Gene Ontology annotation, cellular component: nucleus; cytoplasm. Gene Ontology annotation, biological process: protein ubiquitination; modification-dependent protein catabolic process. The record is from RefSeq and is a predicted model, not a curated record. Gene Ontology annotation, molecular function: RNA binding; ubiquitin protein ligase binding; protein tag activity.
UGGCAGUUGAGAAAAUAGUGGAGAAUAAAGCAGAAAAAGAAAGCAAGUUUUUAAACACGGACUCUGUGAAUUGUUAAAAAGUGCAGAAAUACAAUUAAAUUAAUUUAUACAAAGUCAAGCCAAUAAGCCAACAUGCAAAUCUUCGUCAAGACUUUGACCGGCAAGACUAUCACCCUUGAGGUCGAGCCCUCCGACACAAUCGAGAACGUCAAGGCCAAGAUCCAGGACAAGGAGGGCAUUCCCCCAGACCAGCAGCGUCUGAUCUUUGCCGGAAAGCAGCUGGAGGACGGACGCACCCUGUCCGAUUACAACAUCCAGAAGGAGUCCACCCUUCACUUGGUUCUGCGUCUGCGUGGAGGCAUGCAGAUCUUCGUCAAGACUUUGACCGGCAAGACCAUCACCCUUGAGGUCGAGCCCUCCGAUACCAUUGAGAACGUAAAGGCCAAGAUCCAGGACAAGGAGGGCAUUCCCCCAGACCAGCAGCGUCUGAUCUUUGCCGGAAAGCAGCUGGAGGACGGACGCACCUUGUCCGAUUACAACAUCCAGAAGGAGUCUACCCUUCACUUGGUUCUGCGUCUGCGUGGAGGCAUGCAGAUCUUCGUCAAGACUUUGACCGGCAAGACCAUCACCCUUGAGGUCGAGCCCUCCGAUACCAUUGAGAACGUCAAGGCCAAGAUCCAGGACAAGGAGGGCAUUCCCCCAGACCAGCAGCGUCUGAUCUUUGCCGGAAAGCAGCUGGAGGAUGGUCGCACUCUCUCUGACUACAACAUCCAGAAGGAGUCGACCCUUCACUUGGUUCUGCGUCUGCGCGGAGGCAUGCAGAUCUUCGUCAAGACUUUGACUGGCAAGACCAUCACCCUUGAGGUCGAGCCCUCCGACACCAUCGAGAACGUCAAGGCCAAGAUCCAGGACAAGGAGGGCAUUCCCCCAGACCAGCAGCGUCUAAUCUUUGCCGGAAAGCAGCUGGAGGACGGACGCACCCUGUCCGAUUACAACAUCCAGAAGGAGUCUACCCUUCACUUGGUUCUGCGUCUGCGUGGAGGCAUGCAGAUCUUCGUCAAGACUUUGACCGGCAAGACCAUCACCCUUGAGGUCGAGCCCUCCGAUACCAUUGAGAACGUCAAGGCCAAGAUCCAGGACAAGGAGGGCAUUCCCCCAGACCAGCAGCGUCUGAUCUUUGCCGGAAAGCAGCUGGAGGAUGGUCGCACUCUCUCUGACUACAACAUCCAGAAGGAGUCGACCCUUCACUUGGUUCUGCGUCUGCGCGGAGGCAUGCAGAUCUUCGUCAAGACUUUGACUGGCAAGACCAUCACCCUGGAGGUCGAGCCCUCCGACACCAUCGAGAACGUCAAGGCCAAGAUCCAGGACAAGGAGGGCAUUCCCCCAGACCAGCAGCGUCUGAUCUUUGCCGGAAAGCAGCUGGAGGACGGACGCACCUUGUCCGAUUACAACAUCCAGAAGGAGUCCACUUUGCAUUUGGUCCUGCGUCUGCGUGGCGGCGCUCUCUAGAUUUUCUCACCAAACCCAGAAUCCAAAAUCCAAAUCUCAUAAACUUGAUCUUACCGCCACACGGCGUAGUUAAAACACAAGUAUUCAAUAAACUCAAAAUUUAAUUAAUCCAUGUAGUGAGCAUUCGGCUAAAUAAUAAAUCUACUAUUGGUGUGCUUAAAAAUAAA